ACUGCGACAUCAUACAAUUCUUCCAUGCUGACUUAGCUGGCUAGUUAGCUCCGCUAAAGUUAGCUCCGCUAGCUCACCUCAAUGUCUCCCUUUGGCUGCAAAAUACACAAUAAACACUGAAAGUAAAUUGAAACGUCGAUAACACUGAAAGGGUGUGCGACAUGAACUACAAAAAAUGAGCACUGGAUUCAGCGCUUUCAUUUACCUGCAAUGAAACACAUCAAUCCGUCAAAUCCAAGCUGUCUGAGUCGCUCCAAUAUAACGGUCGUUUAUGGCAUUCUCAUUUGCAGCAGCGAGCUGGCGGGUGUAACUAUAGCAAUGAGCUUCAGCGUCGCGCUGGCGCGUGUAACCAUAGUAACGAGCGUUUACGGCAGUCUUCCUCUACCGAGUCCGACCUGUGCUGUGACCAGUUUACCGUGCUUGCCUGUGAUAUCUUUGCUUCCAACAUGAUUUGGCGUUGCUUUAUAUGCUACAUAUUUUUGGCAUUGACUCUGAAACAACUUUUGAGUCACAUUAAUACUAUGCACAGUCGCAACCCUGACUUUCGCGUGGUGUGCGGGAUUGAUGGCUGUCCAAGUGAGUACAGGGUGUAUAACUCCUUCUACUAUCACGUGAAGCGUACACACGCACAGCAUCUUCUCCAAGUUGAAGCGGCGGAGGAAGAAAGACCGACUUGCCACGGUUUACCGGGAGCAGGUGAAAGGACAGUCACAAACGACCAAACCAAUGCAAGCCCUGUGGCUGAAGCGGAGAGCUCAAGCAUCUUAACUCCAGUGAGUGGAUUUGAAGAAGAUGGAGAUGGUCACAUGAAUGUUGACCUUUCUAAACAUGCAACUGCAUUUCUUCUUCAAGCCAGAGAAACCCAUCGACUGACACAGAGAGCUGUUAACCAAAUGGUGAGUGGAGUCCAGCAAUAUCAGGCCGCAUUACUGGAGCACCUCAAACAGCAAAUGAGUGACAUGAUUGAGAGACAUUCUGGGAACCUGGAUCAACUAAAGAGUGAUGCAAUGGGGAUAUUUGACCAGUUUGUUGACCCUUUCAGUCAAAUUGCUUCCACCCAUUUGCAGGAUAAGACCAUCAAAGAACUGUUAGAACCAGUUGAACCAGAGAUUGUUGUCACAAAACAAACAGUAUGUUAUGUGAAACAUGGAGACUCCAGAGUUCUUAAGGACCACUGUUUUCAUUAUAUACCGUUGGUGAAAAGCUUGGAGCAACUGCUAUCACAUCCAAGAAUUAUUGCAAUGAUUGAUGAGAGGCCACAGACAUGCAAGGAUGGAUUUUUUCAUGAUUUCAUUGAUGGAGACAUUUUUAAAUCGCACCCACUGUUUUUGAAAUUUCCCACAGCAUUGCAGUUGAUUUUAUAUACAGAUGAAAUUGAGCUAUGCAAUCCUCUUGGAUCUCGGGCAAACAAAAACAAAUUGUUAUUAAUUUAUUACACCUUAGGUAACAUCAACCCUAAAUACAGAUCAAGACUUGCUGCCAUUCAUCUGCUUUCCAUGGUUGUCACUGCAAAAGGCUGA
Messenger RNA from Scatophagus argus, 1520 nucleotides. RefSeq lists its product as uncharacterized. The transcript has 5 exons. The record is from RefSeq and is a predicted model, not a curated record. The coding region runs from base 447 to 1520 and encodes 357 amino acids. Lineage: Eukaryota; Metazoa; Chordata; Actinopteri; Scatophagidae.